AUGAAAGUGGUCACCACAUUUAAAAGUGGAAACAUUCUCAACAAUCUAUAUGAAGAGAGAGUGAAUAUAGAAAAAGGAACAAAAUAUGUGAAGGAGCACAAGAAAAAGAAGAGCUAAAAUAGUGGAAGAUGAAGAGCAUGAGCAAACACAACAAUUUAAAGAGAUGGUGGAGAAACUCCACUAAGUCUAAGAGUGUCUCAUCUCCAUAUGCACUGAAAUCAAAGUAG
This is a messenger RNA of Spirodela intermedia, 227 nucleotides long. The record is from the annotation of a GenBank genome assembly. NCBI's taxonomy places the organism in Eukaryota, Viridiplantae, Streptophyta, Magnoliopsida, Alismatales, Araceae.